AAAGACUUUCUAAAUCAGAAAAUAUUGGGGUUUUUAAUCCCACGCAAUGGUUUCCCGCUUCAUUGCACAAGUUAUUGUGAACGUGGAUUUGAUUGGUCUAGACAUAAACUUAUAAACCUGGAGGUGAAUAUUCAUUUUGUAACCUCCCAAUUUCGACACUUUCAGAAGACACAGUCGUCUCGAAGCACCUGGGAAUCACUGAAAAAAACAUGGCGGCACCAAAGGCGGACAUUGCAUUGAUCGGUUUGGCCGUAAUGGGCCAAAACCUUAUCCUAAAUAUGAACGACCAUGGUUUUGUGGUCUGUGCUUACAACAGGACAGUGGAGAAGGUGGACAAAUUUUUAGCAAAUGAAGCCAAAGGAACAAAAGUUAUAGGUGCAAAGUCAAUGAAGGAGAUGGUAGCCACGUUGAAAAAGCCACGACGUGUGAUGAUGUUGGUAAAAGCUGGUUCUGCUGUCGAUGCCUUUAUUGAACAGUUGGUACCUCUUCUGGAAGCUGGUGACAUUAUUAUAGAUGGAGGCAACUCAGAAUACAGGGACUCAAUUAGACGCUGUAAGGACCUAGAAUCCAAAGGACUGUUAUUUGUUGGAAGUGGAGUGAGUGGAGGUGAAGAUGGUGCACGGUAUGGUCCAUCUCUCAUGCCUGGAGGGUCUGACAAGGCCUGGGCUCACAUCAAGCCAAUCUUUCAGUCAAUAGCAGCAAAAGUUGGAUCUGAACCAUGCUGUGAUUGGGUUGGUGGAGAUGGUGCUGGACACUUUGUUAAGAUGGUACACAAUGGCAUUGAAUACGGAGAUAUGCAGUUGAUUUGUGAGGCUUAUCAUCUCAUGAAGAGUGCCCUGGGCAUGUCCUCUGAUGAAAUGAGUCAGGUGCUUGCAGAAUGGAACAAGGGAGAGCUUGACUCAUUUUUGAUUGAAAUUACAAAAGACAUCCUUGCAUACAAAGAUUCUGAUGGUCUUCCUCUUGUGGAAAAAAUCAGGGACUCUGCUGGCCAGAAAGGAACUGGCAAAUGGACAGCAAUCUCGGCAUUAGAAUAUGGAAUGCCAGUCACUCUUAUCGGUGAGUCUGUAUUUGCACGCUGCUUGUCCUCACUCCAGACUGAGCGAGUUGGUGCCAGCAACGAACUUAAAGGACCAGCAUCUACAAAGUACACAGGAGAUAAAAAGGAAUUCAUUGAGCAUAUUAGAAAGGCUCUAUAUGCAUCCAAGAUUGUGUCAUAUGCUCAGGGCUUCAUGUUGAUGAGAGAAGCAGCUAAGGAGUUUAACUGGACUCUGAACUAUGGCGGCAUUGCGCUCAUGUGGAGAGGAGGGUGUAUCAUUAGAAGUGUCUUCUUGGGCAAUAUCAAGGAUGCAUUUAUUAAGAAUCCCUCUCUCCAGAAUCUGUUAUUAGACGAUUUCUUCAAAAAUGCGAUUCACGACUGUCAGGAUUCUUGGCGUAAGGUUGUGGCUGCCGCAGUGACCCUUGGGAUACCUACCCCAGCAUUCAGUACGGCACUCGCAUUCUACGAUGGAUACAGGUCAGCUCGUCUUCCUGCCAAUCUCAUUCAGGCUCAGCGUGAUUAUUUUGGUGCCCAUACCUACGAGCUCCUCAGUAAUCCUGGUCAUUUUGUACACACCAACUGGACUGGGCACGGGGGCUCCGUAUCCUCCACCACAUACCAGGCCUGAGCAGAGAUGGACCAGGUCCAAGGAGAAUACGAUAACGACCUGUGAUCUUAAUCCAGUGCACUGUUAGUUUUUAAUCGUCUGAGUCCAGUGAAUCUCCAGUUUCUUACGUGUACGUUGAAACAAUAUAAGAAUGGAGUAUGACAAACAAUUCGUAGAUAGGUAAUCGUAUUGUAAAACAACAUUUACAGAGUAAAAGUAGGGAAAAAAUCGGCUAGUUCUGUGGUUCAAGUCCAAUUAGUAUUAAAACAAUAAAUGAACCCGCAUUAAAGAGAAUACAUGAUUUAACUCUUGUAUACUUAAACGAGAACAUAGCAAGCGUUUUGUAACCACGGGGCUUUCUACUACCAUCGAAAACAUUUGGGUCUCAAUAUAAUAAUUAUGAUAUGGAAACUUUAGUGCAAAUAUGAAACGCCUUUUUUUUUUAAUCGCACUGCCCGCCCAGUAACAAGCACCCUAAACUGACCGAAAGGCUGACCGCAAACUGGCCCAGUAAGGCUGACCAAAGUUACUUCAAGAAUGAUCCUGCUUUGGAUUGUUUUUUUGAUGCCUCAGUCUGCAGGUACUUUGUUUGAGUAUUUCUCUCGAUUCUUCUUGGUAGAAGAAAUUCUUGUUUGUCGCGAAAGGUUGACCUGAGAACCGACAACCCCCAGCGUUGGCCACAGACUUCUGUUGCCGUUAUAAAGUUAGCAGUUGACUGGUCUUUGGGCUGGUGGGGGUGGAAUCAUUCGCUGGUUCGCUGAAAUGAAAUACUCUGAAGAACAGCACCUCCAACAGACAAGAACUGAUUUUUCUCACGAUUGCAAUUUCGCCAACAGGAGCUGUCAAGACAAAAGCGGUAUACAAUGAGCAUAAUAAAGUGUAUUUGUAUCGA
Orbicella faveolata is the source of this 2535-nucleotide messenger RNA. RefSeq names its product 6-phosphogluconate dehydrogenase, decarboxylating-like. NCBI's taxonomy places the organism in Eukaryota, Metazoa, Cnidaria, Anthozoa, Scleractinia, Merulinidae. Gene Ontology annotation, molecular function: NADP binding; phosphogluconate dehydrogenase (decarboxylating) activity. Gene Ontology annotation, biological process: pentose-phosphate shunt. The record is from RefSeq and is a predicted model, not a curated record.